Molecule: messenger RNA, 759 nt
Organism: Rotaria sp. Silwood1
Lineage: Eukaryota; Metazoa; Rotifera; Eurotatoria; Philodinida; Philodinidae
Source: the annotation of a GenBank genome assembly
AUGGGACAAUAUGUUAUGAAAACUGAUAGUAUGAACGGUCUUGGUCUCGGAGCGUUUAACUAUAGUACAGGUGCUACGCAAUGGUACAGACUUAGUUUACCAGUGGGUCCUGUGUCGGAAGUGAUACGAUUAGACGUCAAUGUUGCUAAUGUUGGCGAUAGUGCUGUUGACUCGCUAGUAAAUGCUCGUCUUAUUGGACCUGAAGAAUGUAGCCUUUGUGAGAAAAACUGUUUCAAUUGUACUUCAGAACCCAUGUGUCGUGAAACAUGCUCGAAUCCACCAAUAAAUAGUUGCUUGUUUUAUCGCGAGUGUAUGGAGACAAAAGCAAAAUGUGGCUUAACUGGAUAUCCUAUUGAAUAUGGCUUGCAAUAUUGUUCGAAAUUCUUAACUUUAUCGAAUCAAUUUAGUUCUACCGGACAAACAUGGAUCACGAAUACCAUGGCUUGUUUGCAACAAGCUUUAGUUUUGCCAUUGAUGAAUUGCGAUAGCUGUUGUGUUCUGCAACAGAUCGCAUUUAAUUCACAUCCACAAUGUUAUAUUGAUAAUGGUAUUUGCAAUUUGCCUGCAACAGAUUGGGUGUGGAUUGUAACAAUUGUUGGGAAAGAUGUUUUAAAUCGAAAUAUUUUCAUUCAGGCAUUGAAAGCUCAGCCUCAAUGCAUUCCGACCGUGUUGACAGCAAUAGAAGCACAAAUAGCUAGCGAAUCAAGCUCUAUCAAAAAUGCCCUGGCGAUCGUUCAUCAUUGGUUACAAUCCUUGUGA